This is a messenger RNA of Branchiostoma floridae (Florida lancelet), 656 nucleotides long. Its product is annotated as TLC domain-containing protein 4-B-like. Gene Ontology annotation, biological process: lipid homeostasis. Gene Ontology annotation, cellular component: endoplasmic reticulum; membrane. Bases 57 to 542 code for a protein of 161 amino acids. NCBI's taxonomy places the organism in Eukaryota, Metazoa, Chordata, Leptocardii, Amphioxiformes, Branchiostomatidae. The transcript has 5 exons. The record is from RefSeq and is a predicted model, not a curated record.
AAGUAUAUCCACGUCGUGUCAGGUACAACUGUCUCCUGCUACGUCACGGAGUAGCCAUGUACCUGGGUUAUACCAUCGCAGAUGUGGUUCUGAUGUUGCAGCACAGAUCACUCUUGAGUGGCUUGUAUCUGGUGCACCAUUUCGUGGGGACGCUCUGUGGAAUCGCAGGAACGGUCUACACCUCAGUCCCGUGGAUCAUGUCGACUUUUCUGUACUACGAGGCAUCCAGUCCGUUUGUACAUCUCAGGGUCGUACUACUCAACUUGGGUGAGAAGAACAGUCGACUGUGCACAGCUAACGGGCUGGUACUGAUGACUGUGUUCUUCCUAUGCCGUGUAGCCAUCAUCCCAGCAUACUGGCGAACCGUCUACAUGUUGUACAUCGAUGGUUCAUUUCCAGAGAUUGACGGCUUGGUUUAUUACCUCAUGCUGUAUGGAAGAGUGUUUUUUGACAUGCUGAACCUCUAUUGGUUCUCUCUCAUGGUGAGGACCUUCUUGGCAAAGUUCGUAUGGCCGAAAGGUGCGACUAAGAUAAGCGACUGAGCCCUCAAUCAGAUGUGCCAUCUUAUUUUUGUCCAUUUAAAGACAUACAUACAUUCAUACAUUGUAUUCCAAUUACAGUGAAACACUCAAAAUACAAUCAUUAGAAUACAAUCA